CCCAACUCUCCUCUGAACAAAGAUGAGUCGGUGUUGGCUGCUUAUUCGUGCCAAGAUUUUUGUUCCUUGUGAUGCUCCGUGGCCCUUGUGAUGCUAAACUUGCAUCACUAGGUUACUUUCCUGCCCCCCUUUGAUGAAAGGGCCAAGAAAUGAAUAAAGUGGCGUUGGGAGCAGGCGACAACGCUUAGCUUUUACUGUGUGCCUGCGGGGCCACUGUUUUUACCUAGUACUCCACGAAUGAAACGCACCUGUUUUACACCGUCUGUUUGGAUCAGUAUAACCAUUUGGUUGUGUUUGUACUACUAUCUUAAAACUGAGCGUUUGCUUCUUUUUACAAACCAUAACUUCUGGUGGCCAUGUAAAAAAAAGAAACUAAUGGUGGCAAUGAUGUGUUUGUUUGCAGUCCCUGACUGCAUUGUCUGCACAAAAAGGACAUACAAGAUCUGCUGCUUGUUGGAUUUCGCAAGGAAUUACUUUUUUCUAGUUUUAGGAUGUUACAGCAAUUCCUAAAAUGUGAAGUGCUCUGUUUCAAAAAAAAUAUAUGUGAAGUGCUAAAAGCUUCUGUAUGGUGAAUUUGUUGUAAAAUAUGAUUAGAGGGCUAGAUCCAUGGCCAGCCUUUUGCCUUUUCUUUUUCCCUUUGUUUCCUUCUUGCCCCUCCUCAAUAUUCACUCAUUUUCAUCUGUUGUCCUACUGAUGAAUCGAUUCCCUUCUUUGCUUUCCCACUUUAAGCAUCUUGUCUUUGCUUCAUCAGAGAGUCAUGGAACCUAUCAUAUUGGCCAGUGGAUGGGUUAAUACAUAUACGUCACCUCAUUUCAGCACUGGUAACCUAGGCUCUGGCCACCAUGGCAGGGCUUGGCAUUGGAGCACCAAUCGUGAAGGUGUAUCAUGAGAAAUCUAUAAUCUUACCGGAUGUGUCAAGGGUGCUUGCAUGCCUGUAUGAGAAGGGAAUCGACUUUGAGAGAGAGACAUUCUCCUCUUACAAGAGCCUACUCAGACUUCAGGCAUCGAGCCAUGUUCCAGUUCCAUUCUAUGAUGGACCUAAUAAAUUCCUAGAAGAAUCAAGAGAAAUCUGCCGCCAUAUAGCAGAGACUUAUGAAGAUCACGGAUACCCAUUUCUCCUUGGGAAGGAUUCCCUUGAGAGGGCUUCCAUCGAGGAAUGGCUCCACCAUGAAGAGCAUAAUUUCAACCCUCCGAGCAGAUCCUUGUUCUGCCACUUGGCCUUUCCCGUUGCUGAAGAAGAUGAUGAUAUAGACUUGCAGACGAGAAAGCUAGAAGAUGUUCUGGAAGUUUAUGAGCAAAGGCUUGGUGACAGUGAAUUCCUUGCUGGCAACAAGUUCACUCUUGCCGACCUAGUACACCUGCCAAACUCCUACCACAUCACAAAUUCUGAAAAGUUUCUGUACCUAUAUGAUUCAAGAAAGAAUGUGCAGAGGUGGUGGCAUGCUAUUUCUAGCCGGGGUUCUUGGCAGAAGGUGCUGAAGGUUAUGCACGAGGUGGAGCGGCAGAACAAACAAGAGGAACUUGACAAACAGCAGCAGCGCAAACAGGAAGAACUUCAGAAGCAGCAGCGGCGUCAGUGGCGGAGACAGCAUCCUCCAACCAGCAGACCCCAGUUUCGUCUACACUCACGGGAGCAACCCAGCACAAAACCUCACACGAUAUUGGUUCCUCCCCCUGUUAGUAUCAUCGCAGCAUCUCCCACGACUCCUCAAGCAGAGGAGCCUCAUCCUACAGGAACUUCUCCUGAUGAAACACCAGUCUCCUCAAGCCGAAGUAUCCCUACUACUCAUAAACCUUCAGAUGUCCGAAGCAAACAUACUACCAUUUCUACUACACAUGAAGAAACUCCACCAGCCUAUGUCCAAAGUACUCCUAGAAUUCCUAAAAAAUCUCCUAUUCCUGUCGAAAGACGAAUCAACUUUUUUACCCCAGCUACCUCUCCUACCACUACUGAGAAGCCCUCAAGAACUGGCGCUGAUAAGCCCAGAAUUGGAGAUGCCUCACUUCCUUCUGAAGCCACUGAAAUAGACCUCCCUACUAAAUCCAAGCCAAGUUCAUCCAAAAAAGCAUCUGAUAAGCUUCAUGAUUUCUAUGAGGCAAGCAGACAUACUGAUGAAGCAGAACCUUAUACUGAAUCCACCUCACCAAAACCUUCAGAAAUGCUGGACGAGAUAUCUGAAACUGAUGGGCCCAGCAAUGUCAUUGAUCAUGCCGAAACCAGUCCAAGAUUAGCUAAAGAAGAUUCUGACCGACUCAGGGCGUCAGGUUUCUGGACUGAGAACACAGCCCCCAAUGCUGAUACUCAGGAUAAGAAAUCAAUUCGAUACACUGAGCGUACUUCACAAAGACCUGUCGGAAAUAUUUCUAGCAGAGCUACUGACCAGAGAGUUACAUAUACUUCUCCUGAGAAGCCCCAUUCAACUGAAGCACUGGAACCAGCGAGCAUGGAUGAGCAACUGCCUCAAGGACCGGAAAGGACAACUCAGACACCCUACACUGCUCAGAGAAGAGAUGUUUCUUCUAUGCCUUGGCAACGAGCUGCUGAUGUUCAAGGAAUUGCUAAGGAGGACGGAGCAUCAUCCAGAGGUGCUGUAAGGCCCCCUUAUGCACGGAAGGAUGCUGCGGAAGCAAGGUUCCCUGCUGACCGCAGAAAAGAUGCUUCUCUCCCUAAGGGUGCACGAGAUGACACUCAAGCUAUUCCAUUAUAUGAUGAUGAUACCAACCAGGAAGCCAGAGAAACUGCAUCUGCACCAAGGCGAACAAGAGCUCAAGAUCCAUAUGAUACCUCUGAAGGAACAUCAUCUAGAUCACAACCUACCAGUGCUCCACAUGAUGCUGUUCCUCCGCCCAAGCAAGCAACAUCUGAAGGCCCUUAUGCACAAAAGGAUGUUGUGGAAGCAAGAAGGUUCCGUGUUGACCACAGAAAAGAUGCUCCUCUCCCGAAGCGUGUACGAGAUGAC
Triticum dicoccoides is the source of this 2960-nucleotide messenger RNA. Its product is annotated as cell surface glycoprotein 1-like. The transcript is spliced from 3 exons. NCBI's taxonomy places the organism in Eukaryota, Viridiplantae, Streptophyta, Magnoliopsida, Poales, Poaceae. Gene Ontology annotation, biological process: glutathione metabolic process. Gene Ontology annotation, cellular component: cytoplasm. The record is from RefSeq and is a predicted model, not a curated record. Gene Ontology annotation, molecular function: glutathione transferase activity; glutathione binding. The annotation marks the transcript as partial.